AUGAUAGCGGCCAAAACGACGAAGGACUUGCCGUCUGCUGCUCGGAAUGGCCCUAUUAAUCAGAAGAUUCAUAUUAACGAGUCGCUUACAGCUAAUCGUAGGAAAUUGUUUGGUAUUAUGAAUGCUUUCAAGAAAGAACAUCACUAUAAAUACUUAUGGACAGUAAAUGGAAAGAUAUUAUUGCGAGAAUCCGAUAGUUCGAAAAUUCAUGGUUUUACUAGAUUAGAUGAAUUUAAUAAUUUUGUUAAGAAUCAAUGA
Paramuricea clavata is the source of this 258-nucleotide messenger RNA. NCBI's taxonomy places the organism in Eukaryota, Metazoa, Cnidaria, Anthozoa, Malacalcyonacea, Plexauridae. The record is from the annotation of a GenBank genome assembly.